UCUGUCUCCAGCCCUUGAGUGACGAAUCAGAUUCUUUUUUCCAUGCUGGAUUUUACUGCCUCCAAACUUAACUGUUUUGACACUAGAGAAAUCCUCUUGUUUCUCCCCCAAAGACAUGCAAAAUUGUUCUAUGCUGCUGGAGAUGUGAACUCCUUGCUGCACUGCCUCUCUCCUCGUCCACAAACUCAAGGGCCUGAAUUACCAGCCACAGAUCUAAAAGCUCUCGCUGAAUCUGGAUGGAAUAUGGACAAGGAGAUGAAUAGCAGAAGGGAAGAAAGAGUGAAGUUGGUUAUUUUUCUGGCACAUGGAUGCAAUUACACUCGGUGCAUUCCAGAGGCGUUCCUUUGAAUCCUGUGCAGGUCUGCCUGCUGUUCCUGGGAGAAAGGAAGAAAAAGGGAGGAAAAGUCCCCCUCUUGCCUGGAGACGGAAUGUCUGCACUUUCCAUCCUCUUUUUAGCUUCCUGUUCUGUUUGGCUGGCUGAGGCUCAGACUGAAUUUAAGAGAGUGGCUGAAGAAAACGUGACUUUGCCCUGUCACCACCGCCUGGGCCUCCUGGAGCAAGGAAGCUUGGAUAUUGAGUGGCUGCUGCACAUUUCUGAAACGGUGCAAAAAGCGGUGAUCACUUACUCUGGAGGCCGUGUUUAUGAUGACCUCAACGAGGAGCAGAAAGGCCGUGUUUCGUUCACAUCCAACUUCCGUGCUGGAGAUGCAUCCUUACAGAUCAUAUCCCUGCAGUCCAGUGAUGCAGGGAAUUACAUAUGUAAGGUCAAAAAAGCUGGGCAGUAUGAAUGGGUUCGCAUCACCCUGAAGGUUGUAGAGAAGCCUUCCAAGCCCAAGUGCUGGCUAGAAGGGGAGCUGUCAGAAGGAAAAGACCUUUCCUUGCAGUGCCGCUCAUCUUCUGGCACUGCCCCCAUCUCCUACCGAUGGCAGCGCAUAAAUGAAGAGGAUGAGAGAGCUGAACAUCUCCCGCCCACAUCGAGAGUCAACAUUUCUAAUCCUGGGCAAGUCUUACUGAAGAAUCUUACCCAGAUGAGUACAGGGUUAUACCAAUGUAUUGCUACCAACGAGGCUGGACAAGAAAGCUGUGUUGUGCAGGUGACAGUGCAGCAUGCACAAAAUAUCGGUAUGAUUGCUGGAGCAGUUUGUGGUGUGGUGGUGGGACUUGCCCUCCUUUUCCUGGUGGUGAGGUUGACAAUAAGGAGGAAAGAAAAGAAGAGAUAUGAGGAAGAGGAGGCCCCAAAUGAAAUUAGAGAAGACGCGGAGGCACCCAAAGCCCACCUUGUCAAGCCCAGUUCCUCUUCCUCUGGUUCCAGGAGCUCACGCUCAGGUUCCUCCUCAACCAGGUCGACAGCCAACAGUGCCUCUCGCAGCCAACGAACUUUGUCAACAGAAGCUACUCCCCAUCUGACUCCUCCCCAGUACAGCCAGAGGGAGACGGAAGGGAAGGAAACUGAGCCAAGGAAAGUCGACUAUGCUAACCUGGUGAAAAUGGGAGCCACGCAGGUCAUGGUGCCUGCCCAAAGCCGGGCGUUCCAGACAGUGUGACCGCUCACCAGCCACCUGGAGGAGACUCCUGCCAUCCAGAAGCACUUCACACACCACCAGCCACAUAGGAAUUGUUAGAUUAGCUAGUUAUCUCCCUGGUCAGCUUAAUUUUAAUCACUUGUGAUUAUUGACACAACAAGAAGCCCUCCCACUCAACUCUUUCUUGUAUCUUCCAGCACUUGAGGUUCUGAUACAGAUUUUAUUUUUUUUAAAGAAGGAUAAAAUUGAGGGGAAAGGGAAGCUUUUUAUUUUAAUUACCUUGAUGGAAAUGGAACACUCAGCAUUUUAAAACUACAGUUGAAAAGUGUCAGCUAAGAGCUGUACAAAUGAAAUGAAGCCAAACUUCGGGAUUUUUUUAAAAGGGAUCAAUAGAAGACAAAAAGACACACAGUAUUUCAGUGAGUUUUAAAGGGGAGUGGAAAGUCUCUUGUACUGUUUUUGGAGAACUUUCUAAAAGAUGCAUUGAAGAUUUUGAGGUAGCCUCUGCUGAGGCUAGCCUGGUGGUCAAACAUCAAAGGGAACAGACACUUCGCAUUUUCUGCAUUCAUUCUUCAAGUGAAAUAAUUUUGGAAGCUGUAACUAAAGCAGAAAGGAAAGGAUAACUCAAAAAGGUCUAGAGAUGCAGACUUAAGGCAUGUGUCUGAACUAACCUCUACUAAAGAGAAAGGAGUCUUUAUGUCAAGGAAACAGAGGUGCUUUAAUUGCCAGAACAAAAUUAAUGAUGCGUCCUAAGAGAUAAAGCAAGGAGCUGGACUCUGCUUUUAUGGACAGUGCUGUAAAGCUGCAGUAACUCCACUGGAGUUGUGUCUGUGUCAAAUGAGCCUUAGUGAGAUGAGAAUUGGGUGCUUAAUCCAAAAUGGAGGCAUACCUCAAAAACUGAGGGCCACCGACCUACCAAAAAGCCGGAAGGAAGCAUUCGAAGGAUUGCCAGGUUUUGAAUUCACCAGUUUUUGGGUGAGCCAUGCUAUAGAAGCCUUGGAGAGCUCUUCUCAAGGUUGAACAAAGAGCAUUUUUGGACUGACCUUCAGGCAUCCAGGUAAGACUGAAGAUGGAGUGACAGAGCAUGUAAUGAGGGAAAUACACUGGGGACAGGUAAACAGGUGCAAUGAUAAAGGAAGAAAAUAUCUGUGUGCAGUGACACACAUAUAUCAACCUGUGGGCCAUAUGCUAUUUUUGAGGCUUAAACAUUAGCAGGACUCUUAAAUAAACAAACAUACAAAAAUUGCAAGAAUCAAAAUAAAAACAAACAAAACCCUUCCUGUGACUGUUAGCCAGAAUAGACAUUUUCAAGGGGUAUAGUCUUAUGCUUCAAGUGAAAGGCCAAUAAGAAAUUAUGAGAGAGAGCGCCAGGUCUUCCUCUGGAGGCAGGUGUUCCCAUAAUUGUCUGUCAUUUAUACUUUUCUCUGAAGGCCUUGGCUCUGACCACUGCUACACAGAAGACACUGAGCUUAUAUGUUCUAAAUUCAUAUAUUCCUAAAUUGAUGUUUUUCCUUUAAAAAAAAAAAAAAAAGUGAUUUUUUUCAUCUGAGGGAAGGAAGGUUUUCUCCAAUAUGUGGAAUGCGUCUACAGGAGAUGGAUCAGCACAGAAGAACCACAGAUUUCUGAAUCUUUCACUCUAGGGCUUGUAAUUAAUCUCUUUUUCUGAGACCCAGAAUUCUAGCUUACAAGCUUGAGAUCUUAGAAAAUCUGAUUAAAAUGAGGCCUUGUUUGGGCUAUGUCUGUAUGAGAAACAGUUUUCAAAUUUGCCCUAUACUACCUGAGAACUUCUCUUCCUAAUAACAGCCAUGCAUUUUCAUUCCCACCUGCUGAGAUUCUGCUUCUUCUCUGUACCACAGUUACCUAACAACCCCCAGUAUGACAAAAUACUAACUUGUUGUGCAGGGAAGGUCUUGCGUCACAGGUUUAAACAAGGGGAUUAGCUGUUUGUGAAGCUUUUACUUUUAUGAGGGCUCCUGGUAUCGGAUCCCUUGCGAUUUUACCCAGGCAGUUUCCCUGGUUACUCCAGAGGUGCCUUCCUGGGUCAGCUUUGUUCUGGUGGGUUUGGCUGUGGCUGUUUGGAAGCAGCAGCUGUGUCUGUGUCUCUUCUGCUGUUGCUUUUUUCGUGGGCCCUGGAGGCCUAAGCACUGCAAGGUGCUUACAAGGCUCUCCAGAGCUAGGAAAGUCCUGAAGAAAGGCAUGAGAAGGACUUCUAAAGUAGCCUGUGGCCAUUAUGGUUGCCUAUUGUGCUUGAUUUACCUCAGCAGAUUAUCUGGGGACACCUGUUCCAUGCAGAGAAAACCAGGGGUGAAUUUCUCAGCAAAGCAUAUAUGCCUGAGCAGCCUGAUCACCACAAAAUGAGGAUAACAGAUCAAAAGGCUGAGCUGGUUACAGUUUAAGCACCGAAUACUGUCGGCUAGCUUUGAGUCACAGGCCAGGCUGGCAAUUAGCAAAGAGAAGGGUGCUCUGCCUACAGCCUGGGGGCUGCUUGCUGCCAGCUAUGAGAAUGUGCCCAGCCUGCACCAAGCAGCUGCCUUCCUGGAGGCCUUGGGGAGCAUGCUGCAAGCUGGAGCCACCAUGGCAGCCCUCUCCUGCUGUCCAGCUUUCCUGGAGCAGGGAAAUCAAUCCCUGUCAACUGUCUGCCUCCAUGAGAUGAAAGAUUUAUGGGCCUUGGGAAAAGCUGGAAGCAAUAGCUGAAGCCUGGUGUGUGAUAAUUCCUGGCUGUUCUGAGCCUUGGUUGGGAAGCAGGAGGCCAAGUGCCCACUAUCCAUGCACAUGCAAACUGCCCUGUGUACAAAACCAUGUCAGGAAAACCACUGUGACCCUCUCCAGCCAUGGCAUUAAAAUGUAUGGCCCCAGCCAGAAAGCGUGGUGAUUUAAAAUCAUGAAGUCUGAAAUGAAGUGGUGCUUUUCAGCCCGCACGCCAGUGAUCUCACAGGUGAACGCUAAAUCAAUUCCAUGCUUCAGUUGCUAGCACGAAGCCCAAAAGAGAAAAGUUCAUUACUCAAAGGAAAUAUGAAAAAGAGAUUAUUUCUAAGGGAUUUCAUUUUCAAGGGGACGUUUUCUGGUCUCCAGAUGAUGCUAUCAGGAGUUGCACAAGGGAAACAAAUGAACCAUAAGCCAAACUCUAUUUUGUAAAAUAGUGUACUUAAAGCAUUUACUGUUAUAUACCAGUUAUUACUAGUGUGAUUAAAUGCGUACAAUUUUAUGUAACUUUCUUUUGUCUCAGCAGCUAAACUGAGCUUACAUCUCUUCUAUCUGCUAUAAUUGGUGUACUUGUACUGUGUCUGAACAACUCAGAGGAAAGCAAAUAUUUAUUAUUGAUUCCUUUGAAUCAAUGAUUUCGUAAUUUUUUGUUGUUGUUGUUGGUUGUUUUAUAAAUAAAUAUGCUGCAGCUGAACUGCUGCAGCUCAACUAAA
This is a messenger RNA of Oxyura jamaicensis (ruddy duck), 4939 nucleotides long. It is a transcript of the gene CLMP, whose product is annotated as CXADR like membrane protein. The record is from RefSeq and is a predicted model, not a curated record. NCBI's taxonomy places the organism in Eukaryota, Metazoa, Chordata, Aves, Anseriformes, Anatidae. The transcript is spliced from 8 exons. Gene Ontology annotation, cellular component: cell surface; membrane; cytoplasmic microtubule. The coding region runs from base 309 to 1544 and encodes 411 amino acids.